Molecule: messenger RNA, 5064 nt
Organism: Nematostella vectensis (starlet sea anemone)
Lineage: Eukaryota; Metazoa; Cnidaria; Anthozoa; Actiniaria; Edwardsiidae
Exons: 7
Coding region: 1350-4913 (1187 amino acids)
Source: RefSeq, a predicted model, not a curated record
AAAGUUUGAGUUACAUACAAUAAAUAUUUUUCGAGAAAAACCGAAUUUUCGUUUUUGCCUAUAAAAUCGCCGAUUUGGGGGCAUUUUUCACCUUUCCUAAAAAAUCGUAAAAUUCUCUUUAAAUAUAGGCGGAAUUUAAAAAAGCGAUUCAGAUACUUAGAAAGGAGUGGCUAAGGUAUAAAUCGAGUGGUUUCUUUACUUUUUCCGGCAAGAAAAAAUAUUUUUUAUUGCUGUCUAAACAUGUCAACAAAAAAGGUCGACUUAAAUUUUAGUCUAAAUUAGGGGCUUAUAUAUCCGAUGGUACGUGGAUUUUCGCAGAAAUUUUGCACGUUGAGCAAAGAUUGAUGUUAUUUCUUUCGAUUCAGCAAAUAAAAAAUUGGGGGAAUCAAAUUCCCGAAUUAUAAUGAAGCCGAACGCAACCCCAUGUCGAGCUCAAAUAACACGCAAUUUUCUUGACAGCCGUCUUUAUUAGGUACACAUACCUGUUUGUACAGGAGACAAAUAACGGAAAAUAAACUCUACCCUUGCAGUAUAAUAAUCUCAGAUGCUGUAUAAUAGUCUUGGUUCAUCCUUGGAAGUUACUGAAAGUCAAUAAAGACAUUACAAUGAAAAAUAUUUGCUAUAUUGUACAGACUUCAGUUCAGAACGCCUGCCGGGAUGGCAAACUUUGAGGGAUUUGUUUGGGUUUUAAAGUUUCUUUACGCUCCAUCGAAGUAAAAGAUAUUCAAGCACGUCAGUUCUUACCUUCUGCCAAGAGGUUUCUGGGGAAAAGGCCGAUUUGUAAGAUUAAUUUUAAUGCAAAGGUCAAGUACUUGAACACGAGGUUUCAAAUGACAACAACUGAUCAGCGGUCUGCCAGAUUAGAAUUCGUGAAUUUCCACAGGAAAUCCGAUAUAAAGAUUAGUUCAACUGGUCGGCUUGCAGUUUUUAUUCUAGAUUGUUCAUUCUAUAAUAAUACAUAUUAAUGAUGCCAAAAUUACUUUAAAGAUUUAUAGGGGAUAUGUAUAUGCGUAUACAAUACUUGACAUUAUCAUGUCACUCACAGCAGGGCGUCGCCCGAAAGUAGGAGAUAUCUCUUCUCAGCUGGCUCGCCUAUGUUGUGAAAGCGUAAUUCUAGAUAGGAAACACCAAUCCAGGAAUAAAAAACAAUUACCACAAUCAAUCACGCUUGGUUGACAUAAGCUGGAAGAAUUGUCACACUCCCUCAAAGCGGCAUCCUGUUACAGUAACACCUACGUUAGCCACAAAAGGCUUUAGGGCAACACAAAGAGAUCCCAUGAAGCUGCUUAUUAUAAAAUCAGGCAAGCUUAGAAUUGUAAAUCAGAUGAUGCUUGAUAUUUUUCUUGAUCAUGACUACCUGUGAUUACGCUGUUUGCGUGGGUGGUCCUUGUGGCCCUAGUGUCGAUUGCUCGAGCAAUUCAAAGUGCGUUCUUCUGAAAGACUGUAACAAGGAUAUUCAUGGACACAAGAAGCUGCUUAACAUAUCAGACAAGUCUCUUCAAACUGAGUUUGAACUUCUUCUUGCUAGAGCUGGCCUAUUCGAGAAUGGAGUUUUAUAUGACAGCUUGACGAUUUGCCCUCGUCACCGAGACCUCCACGGGAUACGGUUCCGCCUCAACAAAACGUAUUGCGUUGUGCCUGCAACAUGGGCCGAUCACAGGAGCGCCAAUCCUUUGGGUGAUAAGGGGAUUACAUUUCUCCAGUCAAAGGCACUGCAAGCGAAAGUCCACCAGCUUAUCCCAGUUGGUUCGCCGAUUUGUAGGAGAUGCCGAGAUCGCCUUAAACAAGAUGCACCACCAUCUAGAUCCUUCUCCACAACUACCGCUGUCCCCAUACGCAGCUCCGAACAAGGCUCAGAACUCCUGGAGGAAGUCACAUGUAAUCAAUCGUCUGCAAACAUCUCAGAAGAUGAAGAGAUACAAGAAACAAGCGAUGAGUCUAUAGUGGAAAAGUUCAACGAGCUUAGCCUUGCUGGAGGAGACGCGAGCUUCUUUCCGUCGGACACCACUAGCACCGCCUCGUCCGAUGAGGUAAAGCUCUCGACCUUGACAGUCAGGCGCGGUAAGCUGAACGACUUUCUACAUGCAUGCGGAAAAGAGGAGAACAUCGGCCCCGUCAAGAAAUCAUGGGAAUCGAUGGCGAUAAAAGCCCACCGGAGGCACGCUUCUCGUGCUUCAAAUGCUAUCGUUUCAGUACUGGAGGUUAUGGUACCAGAUGACCCGGCAGGCUUAUGGCAAGAGGUACAGACCUCUAAAAAAGUAGAAAAAGCCUUGGGCCUUUCUUCUUCUUUCGCAGAUGCCUUGUACCUCAGAGCGCUAGCCGAGACUUACGAGAAUGCGACGACUUGGGCAACGAAAUGGCAAGCUCUGGCAGUCAUGGUAGAUCUGGUGUCCUUGAAGGAACUACGCCACUAUCUUCCAAAUCUAUCUGAAUACCGCUACAAGGCCGCCAAGAUCCAUCUCCUGAGAUUUGGUAGAGGAGCACCAGUGCCGGUAGACAGAAGGCCACGGAUGCGAAUAGACGAGGAGCGGCUGGAUUUUUUGCUAUCCUUCAUCACCAGUCCCCAUAUCAUCCAGGACUUGCCAUUUGGGCAAAAAUAUAUCCGGCUAUCAAACGGUGAUCUUCUCGAGACACCCAACGUCAUAAGAUCCAUGAUUCCCGCCAGGAUUCACAUGCAGUAUACACAGUACUGCAAGGAGAACGCUCAGAGAUCUCUGAGCGAGACAACAGUCAGACGCAUCCUCAAAGUUUGUUCAGCCACAGUCCGAAAAUCUCUCCAAGGUCUUGACUACAUCUCAGCGGAGGAUGGCAAAUCGUUUGACGACCUAAUUGAGGUGGUGCGCAAGUUAGAGGGAGUUGGAGGAUGCGACCACUCGUGGGUAUCCACGUGUGAGGGGGGACUCAAACAGGGAAAGCAAUACCUCAAAUCAGAUUACAAGGUGCACGUUGCUGACGCUUGUAAUGUGGCAGACCACUGCACAGCAUACGCACUUAGUGACCCGAAGGAGCCCAUGUACGCCACCCCACCCUGUGAACAUCAACACGACGUCUUCUGCUCCUCGUGUUCUGAGCUGGAUGUUACGCUGACGGCGAUCGAGGCCGCCUUGAAAGCCUCGUCAGGCAAGGUGCCUGCGGAGCAACACGACGAACUACUGUUCACAUACCGAACGUGCAUCGCCGCUAUCCAUGCGUGGAAAUCUCACCAACUGCGCUCUAUCCAACAGGACAAGCCCCGUCUUUCUAUAAUGAGUGGCAUCACCGAAUCUGAAGUUCUUAUCUUCCAGGACUGGGCCAUGAAAUAUCUCCCUCAAAAGUACCGAGAAACUCAAGCUGACUGGUUCGGUAAGAGAGGGAUUUCAUGGCAUAUCAGUGUUGUGAUUAGACGGUCCUCCACAGGUAUAGCGGAACACCAGAUAUUUGUUCAUAUCGUUGAAAACUGUAGCCAAGACGCCAUGACUGUCAUCAGCAUCAUGGAGCACACCCUACGUGAGAUUAAGGCUAGCACUCCUGGCGUCUCUACUGCCUUUUACAGGCAGGAUAACGCCGGAUGUUACCACAACGCGGCCAUGAUUACAGCAUGUCGAUUCAUGGAGUCACGUACGGGAAUAAAGGUCGAGAGAGUAGAUUUUAGCGACCCACAGGGUGGCAAAGGCCCAUGUGAUCGAAAAGCUGCCACCAUUAAGGCCCACGUCCGGCGUUAUAUUGCUGAAGGCCAUGAUGUCACCACCGCAGCUGACCUGCGUCAUGCGAUUCUCUCACACAAUGGCGUCCCGGGUGUGCGCGUCGCAUUGGUAGAUGCGAGUAGUCUGAGGCCUCUGAGCAGCGAAGCCAAGAUUGAUGGCAUCACUAAACUAAACAACUUCAGUCUUAGUGACAAGGGCCUAACGAUGUGGAGGGCCUAUGACAUCGGUAUAGGGAGAACAGUUCCCUGGCAAAGAUUACAAGUUCCAGCGACCGUAGAGUUGGUGAGCUUUGAAAGUGCUUUCAGUCCGGGUGGUUUCAUCGCCAUCAAAUCACGCCGCAUCAAGCCCGUUGAGCUGUCUGUGGCAAGUGGCUUGUCGAGCGUUCAAACAGAUUGUCAAUCUGAUGAGGCUGAUGACGACGAUGAAUCCGAGGAAGAGAUAGAGGAAGAAUCCCCUAAGCUGUUCUGCUGCCCAGUUGAGGGUUGCAUAAAGGCGUACCACCGUCACAGUUCUUUGGAGGACCACAUCCAGUUCGGGAAGUGUCGUAUCGUUGAAGAACGGUACACACUAUUCGAUCGGGCGGCAAUAGCUUACCGCGAGAAGCUUUUGCAGGGAGAUGAGCUGCAACCAACCCUAGAACCGGUCCUGCAAGAAAAGGCGUCGAAUGACUUGUGUCUUGGAUGGGCUCUGAAAACAGCUAGAAAGGCAACCCGCUUUAGCGAAAAGCAGAAGGCCUUCCUAGACGAGGUAUUUCAGAAGGGGAUUGAUACCGGUCACAAGCUUGACCCUGCAACUGCUGCCCUAGAGAUGCGCUACGCCAAGGACCUGACUGGGAAACGUCGCUUUCAAGUUGAUGAAUUCUUGUCAGACAGUCAGGUCCAGUCGUACUUUUCAAGGAUGGCCUCCAAGCGAAGAAAGGCACUUGAUUCGACUCAGUCCGAGGGCGACAGCAGAGAUGAAGACGCCAAAGCCGCAGAUGAACAGGCAAGCUACGCCUCGGCGCGCGCCCUCAUCCUAGAGGAGUGUCAACUCCAACAUCCUAUCGAAUAUGAGUCUAUCAAUUUAUGCCAACUUUACGAAAAAGGCAAACUGAGCACCCUAAACUUGGUUUUAUUAAGACAAGUUUCAGACUUCCUCGAUUUGGAUAUUGACCCCAAGCUCCGUAGGAAGGCUCCCAUUAUUGAUAAAAUUUCUGCAGUAAUCAAGCAGUGCUCAUGCGCACACAACUAAUAUGCAAAUAAACGUAAAUACGUAUACAAUUUUUACCCUUACGCCUAAGUUCUUCACCAAACCAUCAGAUGUUUUUGAAAAUAGCCAAACAAAACAUGAUAUCGACUUUUUAUCAAAUAUGAUGUUCUAAUAAAGAAAGACUAAGACCCAA